This is a messenger RNA of Trichobilharzia szidati, 771 nucleotides long. NCBI's taxonomy places the organism in Eukaryota, Metazoa, Platyhelminthes, Trematoda, Strigeidida, Schistosomatidae. The record is from the annotation of a GenBank genome assembly.
CACUACUGCACACUACACUACUGUUGAACACUUAAUCAGAAAUAAUGAGCAAUAGGUGGAAUAUAUGCAUUGAAUCAUUUCCAAAUCAUGACAGCUCAAUCAACGAUUCCCUAAGUGAGAGUAAAAAGGUGCUACCAGUAUCUAACAGAAGUUAUAAUGAUGAAAAUGACUAUCGUUCAUCAACUAUCUAUCCAUCUGUCAAUCGACCAGUGCUAAGGUCUAUUAAUGACUAUUCACCAAAUACACAAAGCUCUAGACAACCUGAUAAUCGUCCAAUACAAAUAAUACGAUAUGUUUCAUUGUCAAAACUUCCAACAACUGAAGAUAAAUGUUUUCAAACUUUAACUAAUGACCAACUAGAAAGACAAUAUUCUUUAAGCACUCAAGCUAGUUCUCAUUCAAAUAUCUCAUGUAAUGAAAACUUUGAAAAUUGUAGAAAUCUUCGACGAUAUAAAUCAGCGAAUUCUUUUAGUCCACAUAAAGUGAAUUGGCAAGAACCCGUAAAAUCACCUAUGAUUGCACCUAGAAAUACAUCUCCACCACCUUCAAGGAGAAAAGACACCUAUGAUAAGAGUGAUUAUGAUGUUCACAUGAAUAGAAAUAAAGAGGUGAUACAACCAGAAAUAUGCAUAAAAUCGAAACUUUCACAAGGAGCAAAACAUUAUAUUUGUAUUGCACAUGAAAGAAAUUCAACAUAGUACUUCCUAUUCUCUACCAUCGAUAUGUUCUUGAUCUGAUUCAAUCGAACUGAUGUCCAGCUAUCAAAGGAAC